Pelobates fuscus (common spadefoot toad) is the source of this 5273-nucleotide messenger RNA. It is a transcript of the gene VWA3B, whose product is annotated as von Willebrand factor A domain containing 3B. Lineage: Eukaryota; Metazoa; Chordata; Amphibia; Anura; Pelobatidae. The transcript is spliced from 35 exons. The record is from RefSeq and is a predicted model, not a curated record. Bases 49 to 4809 code for a protein of 1586 amino acids.
GGAAUAACUCGGACAGAACUCUGGCCCGGAUUUCUGAACGAUGUCUGAAUGCUUCCAAAAAAGACCAAACUAAGUUCUCGAAAAAUGGCAUCAGAGGUGGAACUUGAUUCACUUGUAUCUUCAUCUACAUGGCUCCAAUCCCAUGGCCUCAGGAAAAAGAAAUUAACUCUACAGAAGAUAUUGGCACAGCUUGGGUUUCAGCACAAAGAAGAGUAUGUGAACAAACUAGGACGACCAGUAUCAUCACGGUAUGCUGAAGGUCUCUUUCACCAAUAUCACAGUGAUGGUAAAAUAUACAAUUUGACAGCCAAGAGAGAACAUGUCCUACAGAAGAUUGAGUCUAUUACAGAAGCUAUAGAAAUGUAUAAACAAAGGCUGUUCUGGCUUGCGAGCGGAAGCCGUGCAAUAUUCGGUGUAAUUCAGGAACAGACAAUGAUUUUUAUUCUGGGAAUGCACUCUGUUUCUAAAGAGCAAUACGACUUGUGCCGCAAUGAUUUCUGCCUUGUUCUCCAGGAGCAAGUGAGACAUGUAAAAAGAUUGAAUCUGAUUUGGGUUUCAAAGAUACCAUUGAAGUGGCACCAGAAAACUGUUCUUGCCACACAGAAGUCAAUUGAGGAAGCCGUGGAAUGGGUUUUGAACCUACCAUACCCUCCAGAAGAGAAUGUAGAUUGUACCACAAAAGCUUUCUCAAAAGCAAUGAAUGAGCAGGUUGAGUCCAUUUACCUCUUUUCUGUGGGUGAUAUUCCUGAUGGCAAGAGGUUGCUAUUGUCACAAAGGAUUUCAAAAUGCCCUUGCCCAAUCCAUGUUGUGUCCUAUAAUCCUCAGAAAUCAGAAACUAUUGAAUUUUGGAAGAAGUUAAGCCAUCAAUCCCUUGGCAGAUUUCAUGUAUAUUCAGAACAAAACAAGAAUAAUGUCACAAGUUCAACACAAGGUGAAGAACACUCAGAUAUAUCAAAACCGAUAGAAGGAGAAAGUCUUCCAGAACUUGACCUGAGAGAAGACGAGCUGUUGAUCUCAAAUGAACUGAUUGAAGCCCAAAAUGUUCUGGAAAAAUUACAAGACGUUCUAAAAACAUGUUAUGCCUCUGAAGAUGAAAACAAGAACCAGUCCAUACCAGAACCAAGCCCUGAAGAUUGUGUUAGCUCCAAAGUAUGGCUACAGAAGUAUGGUUUAAAGGCACAGAAAUUGCAGUUUUAUGAUGCCCUAGCAGACUGCGCUUUCCGCCAUAGUGAUGGUGUGGUGGAUAUAAAAAUUAAGCCAGAAGAUGAGUCUAUACAGACAGAUGCUGAAAAUAAAAUAAAACGGAUCAAUGCCAAAUACUGUGAUCGGUUUGUACAUGCUCUCUGGAAAGAUGGCUCGGUGGUGCACCUAUUUGUCAGUAAAGAGAAAUGUAGGUGGUGUGAAGAGAAAAUGAGAAGUGCCAUUGAACUAAUGGAAAAAAGAGUGAAUUGGCUUCGGAAUGGCAGCAGAGAACUUUUUGGAUCUAUUCUUGAAGAUCAAAUUUAUAUUCUCAUCGACACAUCGCACUCCAUGAAAGAUAAGCUGUACUUGGUGAAGGAAAAGUUAUUUCAGCUUAUGCAGGAGCAGCUCAGGCACAAACGGAUGUUCAAUUUCGUAAAGUUUGAUUCUAAAGUUGAAGCCUGGAAAUCAAAAUUAGCAGAUGUUAAUGAAAACAGUUUGAAUGAGGCCUGGUUUUGGGUUAACGAAUUGCAGGUUGGAGGCUCAACAAACACCAUGGAAGCUCUUCAGGUUGCCAUUGCUGACAAUAACACUCAAGCAGUGUACCUCCUUACUGAUGGACGGCCUGACCAGCCCACACAUACUAUUCUUGAUCAGGUGAAUUGCCAGAAGCAAGUUCCGGUACACACAAUUUCUUUCAACUGUGAUGAUACAGAGGCAAACAGCUUCUUGCAUCAGCUUUCCAGUGAGACGGGUGGGCGUUUCCACUGCUAUAAUAGUUAUCAGAAGGACCCUGAGGCUCCACAACCUUUUGUGAGUGAUGACAUCAAGUUAAUUUUGAGUGAGAUAGACACUGGAAAAGCAGAUUUGGAAAAAAUACAGAAAGUUCACACUGAAUGUUUGAUGUUAGACUGGUACCAUAAUGGAGAAAAAGAUCAUUCACAUGUGCCAUAUAAACUCCAUUACAACAGAACCCAGGAAAAAUCGCAUUUAACAGCCUCACCACUGCCACACACCCAUAACCUCCUUCCACCAAGGCUGCUCCAGAGGAAAAAAGCCCACCACGCAGCACAAACAAAAUCCAGUGUGCUGAGAGCACUGAGCCAUGGUGUGAAAUUUGGUGAAAGUUUAAUGAAAGAAGACAUGCCUCUAGAAACAAAGGACCUUUUUCUUAACAAUGAUAAGAAAGCCACUGCAGUCCUUAGAGAAUUUACGAUGAUAGAUGAUGUCACAGAAAAAAAGAAAGUCAAGCGAUUACCUAAAGAUGACCUAGAUAUUUCUUCUGCACGCUGGCUGAAGAAGCAUGGUUUGGUUGCAAGGAAGCUCACCAUAAUGGAUGUUUUGGGUCCAACAACUGUACCACAUACUGCUAAAUAUGUACCAAUUCUUGACAAGCAUGUUCUUUCUAAAGUGUUUGAUGAGACUUUACCUUUGGCUCAUGUAAGUGGCAGCAAGAAGCUCAUUACAUUAAUUAAUCCCCAAGCUGUGAAUCUCAAUCAAUAUAAGCAGAAGCUUGCCAGGGCAAUUGAGUAUUAUGAGAGACGCUUAAAUUUAGUUAUCUGGAGAGCUCUAUCACAGGAGGAAAGAGACAAAUUUGAGAGAGACACUCCAGUUCCAUACUUGGAAAACAAAGAAGCUUUGUUACAAGCCCUAGAUCGGCUCGGCUGGCCCAUUCCGGUUGACAAUGUGAUGUUACUGGAAGAAGAAAUUGAAGCUGGGAAACAAUACCUACAACAGGCGUCAGAGCUGCAGGAUAGUAGCAAAAAUAAUUCAGUGAUGGCUAAUCUGGAGAAACAGAACAAUAAAGAAGAGACCAAGAAUGAAAAUAUAAAAAUGCAACAGAGAAAAAAAGCUAUAGACCCACUAAAACACCAAAAGGUCAUUGCAAGAUCAGAUGUUGAUGGCUUUUACUAUCAAGGUACUGUUAUAAAGACCAUCCACUCAAAGCAUGCCGAGGUAGAUUUCUGCCAAGGGGAAAAUCAGAUUAUUCCCAUUAAAUUUAUAAUACCAACUGGAGGAUCUGUGCCCUGCCCGCCUCUAAAGGUUGGAGAUUGUGUCCUUUCAAAAACAAGGGCAGGAAGUGGUUGCUAUGUACCUGCUGUCGUCAUAGCAACACCAAGGACUGAAGCAGCAGAUAAAUUGUACUCUGUUCUGAAAUACAACAAUAGAAAAGAGCAGUGUUUAAGGAGUGAACUCAUUAAAAUUAGUCCAUCACAAUUUGCCUUUUCUUGUCGCUAUAUUAAAAGUGCUCAGAUGGUCGAUUAUACUAUAUCGAAUGUAGAGAUAGUUCAACCACUCAAAAAAUCCAAAUCUACGGAGGAAAAAAGAUAUAAGAGAACAAAGAACGAAAAACGACAUAGCACAUCUGAAGAUGAAGAGGAGUUAAUUGUGGCUAAACCUGAUGAAGAUCUUUCCCUUCAUACUAGCAGGGAGAAAGAACCAAAACAUGCAGACAAUGCCAUUGAAGAGAAGUUGGUGGAUUUGGCAAGGCAGAUUGCACAGUACCAAGAGGAACAAAAAGAACAGCAAUUGACCAUUCAACAGUACAUGAAGGAACUAGAACUGUUAAAGUCUCAUCAAGAUAAAUAUUCAUCAGAAGAGACACAAAAAAACCUUGCAAAGCAACAAAUUGAUCUCCUUGAGCAACUUGAAAAGAUGACACCUAUUAGCACUGUUCGCCAUAAGGACGACCACAAUAAAGAUCAAAGUCAUGUUGACCAAUUAAAAGCAGAAAAAAAAUAUGAUUACCCACUUGUUCCUAGACAGAAGGUGUUGGCUCUCUGUUCUUACAAUGGAUGGUAUGAAGAAGGAUGCAUUAUCCAUGACUGUGGGGAUUUUAGUUACUUUGUUCAGAAGUCCUAUGGAGAGAUCUCAAGGAUUUGGAGAGAGGAUAUAUACAGUGAUACUGAUGACUACAAGAAGGACAUACAGGAGCUGGAUCCAGUGAUUGCACCCCAUCCACUGCUUGAUGGUUGUUAUUGUCCAGGUGUUGUGCUGAAAGUUAUGCCGGAUUUGAAACUGUUGAUUCAAUAUUAUGAUAACACUGAAAAUCUGGUCCCAAGAGAGCAUGUUUACUCAACCAGCCAAGAAAGAUUUGAGCAAGAAACUGCUAAUAUCUUAGAGUGUGAAAAGAGAUGGGUUGGACAGGCGGUCAUUGCUAGGAAUGAUGACACUGGAACAUUCCAUCUAGCUGAAGUGCAGAGCUGUGUUAAUAAUGGCAAACAGUAUGUGAUAUGUUGGACGGAUGGCAGAACAGUGAUACAAGAUAUUAAGUGGAUCUUUGGAAAAUUCAGCCGACCACAUAUUCUUAAAGUUAGGGAUUAUGUCCUGACAUUAGCCUCUCCAUCUUCACUGACAUUUCUACCUGGUGUCAUUACUACAGUCAAUGGAACAAAACUACAUAUUGAGUUUUGCAAUGAAACAAGUUGUCACAGCAUGGAGUCCCAUCACUGCUUUGGCCUGUCUGAGAGCAAGUAUAACGAUGCAGUGCAGUUUUACAAACAGCGCAACCAAGGAAGAAAUACAGAUGGGGAUGAAAUAGUAUGUGAGAAAGAAGAUUCACAGUCAGACAUCUCAUCUGUUUCAAUCACAUCAGUUGAUUCAGAACCAGAGAGUCAAAUUGAUAAAUAAAGCUGCAUUCAACGUAAACACUGCAACAAAAACACUGUGGUCAUAGCACAAGUAAUGCAUUGUCAAUAACUGUUAUUAAAUGUCUGAAUAAAUAUGACCUUUUUUGCAAACAGAAACUGUGCAAGCUCUAGCUAUUCCCAAACCAAUGAAAGCAUUUACUUUGUAAAUGUUAACCAUCUUACAUUUAAAUAAUUUAUUUAUAAUUGUAUUUUAAAAGUUGGCAUUUACAGUUUAAUUUCCCAGUUUCUGCUGUCAUAUCCCAUUUUGCUCUAGGGGAAGCUGCUGGGCACAUUGCCUAGUGAUAUAAAUAUUUGUGCACCUCUUUUCGUCCAUUUGAAACUCAGGGUCUAAAACAAGCAGUAGUAUCCAAUCAGCCAAAAUGAUGGGGUACAAUGGGCUCUACUUUAUUUUUAAUUUCACAAUGAACUGCUUUAAUGCCUUGUUAUUCCCCACCUAUGCUAUUU